AAACCAUUCUCAAUACCGGGCAACAAGAAGAUGGCUGUUUGUAGCAAUAAUAAUUUUAGCGUACUUGGGUUUGUUUUGUCCUUUGUCUCAAUAAUUCCAAGCCCGCUAGCUCACAUAGCAAAAUAUGAUGAUUACUGGAGGGAACGAGAGUUGCAGGCCAUAGAAAAUCUUGACAAGGCCUAUAACCCCCGCCCAGAGGAGGUCACCAACCAUUACAACGAGCAUGCUGCUAGGACUUUGAUAGGGUUUAAUAGCACAAGACGGGAUUUGAGGGAAAAGCUGAAGAGGGGGCCCUGUAUGGCAACCAACCCCAUCGAUCAAUGCUGGCGAUGUAAUCAAAUGUGGGCAGAAAAUAGGAAGAGGUUGGUUGAUUGCGCCCUUGGAUUUGGCCGUGGUACUACAGGCGGAAAGGAUGGAGAGUUCUACGUGGUCACAGAUCCUUCAGAUGAUGAUCUUAUUAAUCCUAAACCUGGAACUCUACGCCAUGCUGUGAUCCAAGAGAGGCCUCUUUGGAUCACCUUCGCACACCCCAUUAUGAUCAAGCUCAAAGAAGAGCUCAUUAUUUCAACUGGUGACAAAACCAUCGAUGGUAGGGGAGCCAGGGUGCAUAUUGCUUAUGGGGCUGGUAUUACUAUCCAGUAUACAACGAACAUCAUCAUCCAUAACCUUCAUAUCCACGAUAUUAUACCAGGCAAAGGCGGCAUAAUCAGGGAUUCGGAAAGCCACUUUGGAUUGAGAACAGAGAGCGAUGGUGAUGGGAUCUCUCUUUUCGGAGCAAGCAACGUUUGGCUAGACCAUCUUUCAAUGUAUCGAUGUUCCGAUGGUAUCAUUGAUGCUAUUCAGGGUUCCACUGCCAUUACUAUUUCCAACUGCAAUUUUACCGACCACAGUGAUGUGAUGUUGUUUGGAGGAAGUGACACAUCUGUCCUAGAUCAUAAGAUGCAGAUCACUGUUGCUUUGAACAUUUUCGGUAAAGGAUUGGUAGAGAAGAUGCCUAGGUGCCGAUUUGGUUUUACUCAUGUGGUCAAUAAUGACUAUACCCAUUGGCUCAUGUAUGCCAUAGGCGGCAGCAGUCACCCUACAAUUAUCAGCCAGGGCAACCGAUAUAAAGCAACAUUUAACAGGUUAACAAAGGAGGUGACCGCGAGGAUUUCUGCCCCACCGGCAGUGUGGAAGAGUUGGGAUUGGAUAUCAGAGGGUGAUGAAUUUUUGAAUGCUGCCUUUUUCACUCCAUCUGGAAACCCAGAUGCCGGCAAGAAAUUCGGAGCCGAUAAAAUGAUGCCUUUUCAGCCUGGUCAUCAGGUGCCCUUACUCACUGUUUAUUCUGGAGCACUUGGAUGCAAAGCGGGGAAGCCGUGCUAA
This is a messenger RNA of Hibiscus syriacus, 1362 nucleotides long. Its product is annotated as pectate lyase-like. Bases 31 to 1362 code for a protein of 443 amino acids. The record is from RefSeq and is a predicted model, not a curated record. Gene Ontology annotation, molecular function: pectate lyase activity. The transcript is spliced from 4 exons. NCBI's taxonomy places the organism in Eukaryota, Viridiplantae, Streptophyta, Magnoliopsida, Malvales, Malvaceae.